Molecule: messenger RNA, 901 nt
Organism: Glycine soja
Lineage: Eukaryota; Viridiplantae; Streptophyta; Magnoliopsida; Fabales; Fabaceae
Product: biogenesis of lysosome-related organelles complex 1 subunit 1-like
Exons: 4
Coding region: 296-706 (136 amino acids)
Biological process (GO): endosomal transport
Cellular component (GO): BLOC-1 complex
Source: RefSeq, a predicted model, not a curated record
UUAUUUAAGCUGUGGUUUGUCAAAUCUGGUUUUACAGUUUCCAAUUGAUAAUCUCUAGUUUUAAAAAAACCACACACAAUCUCAAUCAUGAAAAAUGUGUUGUUCUAUACCCACCACUGAAUAAAUAUGAAGAGUUAGUUUCAUAGGUACAUAUGAUAAGGACCAAAAAUGAGUUAUUUUCAAAUUACAGAAACAAAAGUUUAACCACUUUUAAAUUUGAGGGAUCAAAGGGUAAGUUGUUUCAGCGAACCAGAAGAAGGGGCUCCUCAACUUUAAAAAGUGAAGUUAGAAUUGAAUGAAUGAAAAAGGGUCCGUGGCAAUGGAGACAGAGCCAAAAGGGCUAGAAGCUUCCCUAGAACAUUUGAUUGACCUUCACCACCACAAAUCUCUUGUCCUUGCCCACCACACAGACAAAGCCAAGAAGGACGCAAUAAGGAAAGCCGAGCACGUUUCUGAUUUGUUGGUUGAAGCGGUGAAUGGUGGGGUCCAAGAUUCCUUCAUCAACCAGAAGCGAAUUGAGCUCGAAAUUCGAACUCUGGCUACCACCAUCACGAGGUUCAUGAAGCAAACUGAUCAAUGGCUCGCUGCCACUCAUGCCCUCAACACUGCUCUCAAGGAAAUUGGAGACUUUGAGAACUGGAUGAAGAUCAUGGAAUAUGAUUGUAAAAGUAUCACCACAGCUAUACAGAAUAUUCACCAAGAGUGAUAUUACAGCAAGUUUUCAUGCACGUCUCAAUGUAAUUCUAAAUUUCUAAUCCCUUUUUCUUUCAUUUUUCUAUUCUAGGCAUAAUAUCGAAUAUCAUGUAUCAGUCAUUUGACUUUAUUUUCAGUGAAGUAACUGGUUUAAAGAAGCAACAAUUGAUUAUUACCCUUUUUCUGAAUAAGUUAUGUUUCGUACUUU